AUGGCCAUCAUUGUGAGCUCGGAGGGGUCCUCGGAUUGCGAAGCCCGUGAGCAGGAGCCGCUCUCUUACGUCCCAUACUGGCUCGAGUGCAGCGUGCUCGACCGACACGAGGCGCACAUUGAUAUGAAGUACAAGGCAUACGUGUACGAUGACGGCGGUGCUGCAUGGAGUCUCCGAGGGAUGUUCGAGCCUCUUGUGCCCGAGCGGGCAAGAAGAGUCAAUGUGCACAGAGAGGUCAAACAGCAACGCCUGCCACUUGAAGUCUUCAUGUACCAGCUCGGGAUCGAUUUCGACUCGGAGUAUUUCCCGUCCAUCCGCCAGGUGGUGGCGAAGGACGAUGGAGGCGACAGCAUUCGCUUUACAAACAGGGAAGAACCUACAGUGUCAACUCUCGGCUUCUUGAUCUGGCAAGUCUGGUGGGCGACAGGCCGACGCAGGAAGGUUGAGCAGGGCCGGGCAGCGGACAUGCUCGUCGGUUUCUUGGGCAGGUGCUGGAGAGGCAAACUCUUCGACGAUGCUGUUGUGCGAGCUGUUUUGGACGGGGUGGGCCAUGAGUGCCCUCGUCGUCGGCCUGACCGUUCUUGUGACCACCUCGCGCCGAUCAUCGCGAGCCGCGUCAACAUUGGGCGCGUCACUUUGCAUGGCCUUACAGAGUUGUUGGUCGCAUUGGCUUCCCACUACUUGCACUGCCCUGCUGCUUCACGCGCUGUGAAGGCCAUAUGCCAGCACCUCGCCUCAACCAUCAACGCAGCCUUGGGCGACAUGGGCCUGGACACGGACAGGCUGAAACACGCGACCAGGGCGGAUCGAACAGCACGGCGCCCACGAGCCGAUGAGGAUUACAAAAAGGCCUUGACAGAAAGAAUUGCCAAAAAGAGGCGUUGCCACGGGAAGGCAGGUGUUGUGGACUUGGCAGGCUUCGGAGCGUCGGCACCAAAGCAUUGGGAUCACCAGGAGAUGAUGGCCUACCAGAAGGCCGCCUACAGGACCCUCGGCGUAGCCAGCGGGGUGUUUUGUCUCCAGGGCGACGGCGCGCGGCUUGGGCAGCCGGCCAAGGAACAUCUGCACAUGGUGCUCCAGCACAACUCUUCGGACCUCGCGUGUGUAUUACCUCCGCAGGCUGCUCCAGAUUGGAGGGGCCAGGGGGUGCUGCGCGGCAAGAUGACCACAUUGCAGAAACAGCUGUGGAUCCGGCGCUGCCACGAUUUCCUCCAUGCCAAGAGGAAGCAGGACAUGGAGGGUAAGGCUUCUCUUCAAAAGGAUCGGGUGGCGAAUGCGCAUUACCUCGAGCUCGUGGACCACGGCUUGCAGGCUGGCGUUGGUUUCGGGCUGAGUAAGUUUAAAGUUGACGGGCUGGCUGCACGGGCUUUGCUUCGCAGCGAGAUGCGGUAUUUCAUUGAUAUCCUCUGCUUGCCAGCCCACAUGCAGGCGAGCGCGCACGGCAGAACCCGCCGGAGCUGCAUUGUUGAUCGCUCCACGCAGGCCACGCGCCUAGAGGUGUGCUGGGACAUCGAGAAGCCCGUGCUCAUUUCCUUCCUGGACCAGGGUUCUGUCGGCUGGAACUGCAAUCAUUGGCUGUUCACUGGGCGGUGCAGGGGAUGGGCCUUUUGCGAUCCAUCGCACAGGCGUCAUGACAGCUGCAUGAACGCUGUUGAAGAAGCAGGCUUAAGUUUCGUCAAGUACGAGGCCCUACUGAUCGAGAAUUUGGGCAAGGGGCCGUGGAAACAACAAUCCAACUUUGGGAAAUUUUCCGAGGCAGCGGCCGAGUAUUUCAAUAACGUGGACGAGUCCGAUGAGUUAUUCUUGGCAGUUUUGCCGUGGAUGGCCUUUCGGUUCUACGAGGGUGAGUCGGGCCAGUCUUUCGAUGGCGACUUCGCCAAGUGGAUGUGGAAGAAAGCCAAAACGUGCGAGCUCUUCCAAAACUCGGGGGCGUCAUCCAGGAAAAACAGGUGGUUCCAGUGGACGCGCCGCUGGCGCGACAUCUCAAACAACGUCGGGUUCUUACUCGUUGCCUUGCUCUACGAGGGCCUCAACCUGGGAUGGUGGGCGACCCUGGGAGAUUCGCCCUUCAAGAGGCUGGCGGGGCCUAGGCCAGAAGACCACGGGGGGAGCGCUGGGGCGCCAGGCAACGCUGGAGGACCGUUGGCAGAUGCAGCGGGAACAGCCGUUGCGCCCGCGGCAGCUGCUGGCUCGGGCGGCGGCCCCCACGUUGGCCACGGCGCGGGGCUUGACCCAGGUGAGCUCGAGGCCGACAGAUCGAGAGGCGUGGCUGCUUCCAACGCGGGUUUGGACAGGUGGGCUAACAGGAGGAAUGCGCAGCAAGUGGCGGCGGACAUCCUGUGCAACCCACCUGUUUUGACACUAGCUGACAUGGUAUCUUUCCUGUCCGAGCCGAUUGACGAUGAGAGCGGCGUGACCUUGACGAUGCUCAAAACUCGCAGGGGUUGUCUGGAGUGGCACGCCCGCAUGGCCUCGAAUAGGGUCGACCACUUGUUCCAAGUCUGGGCUAGGGUUGGUGAUCCGAAGUUGCUCGCGAAGCUUGGCGUCACUAGCGCAGCGGGUCCUGCUGCAUCAGAGAGGAGGUACAUCCUUCAGAGCAUGUGGGAUUUGACAAGGGCCAUGAUCGGCAACGAACUCGAGUACAUUGGCACGUUUUCGCAAUGGCUUCCGGGGAAGUUUGCAGGCUUGAUCUCCCAUGACCUUGCGGUGAAGGGCGAGGCGAUUGAGUUCUGCAAGAAAUCAUUCCUCGCCUUGGAGGUUGCUGAACACGCUGCGUUCGACGAGCCAGCUCUCCAGCAGUGGUUGCGCCAGCUGGUGUGGGUCAAGCAGCCGUGGGUACGCGAGGUAUUAGUGUCUCUGGCUGAGACAAACUGGACCGAUGUCCCCAGCGACGUCGAGGAACAACUGAUGUCUGUAUUUUCAGGGCCUGGUGGGACCAAAGACGUGGAAGAUAUAUUCAACGUGGUGAGGAGGUGCACUGCAAAGACUUCGACUGGAGGCUUGAGGUCUGCAACGCAGUGGUAUCGCGCCAGUCACGCCCAGGUCCUGGAGGAAACAGGGAAGAAACAGCCAGAGGUGAAACCGAUUGACAGAAUAAGAAACUCUGGAAAACUCCCGGCCAGCAUGUUCAAGGGUUCGGCCUGCGAGUUCUCUCUCGAAGAUGCCGCGCUUUCCGAAUACAAGGAAGGCAAAUGGGGGCCAGCCCCCAGCCCCCAAAAUUGGUUGUUAGUGCCUUUGGCGCACCACGCCUUACUGUGGGCAGAAGGCGAUGCAACCAAACUGUUGAAUACUUGGCUGAGUUGCUUGGCUGUCAAAGGGACUGUCCUGUGCAAGUGGGGCGACCCUUUGGGCGACGAGGCUUUGCUCGUGAUGAAGGUUGGCCCUCACGGUGCGUACUGUUGGAAAGCCUCGGCGCGCUCCGUGGAUGGAGAAACGUUUCUGACUCCGAAACUUCAUCCGGACGCAGUCGAAAUCGUGCAUAUCCAUUCGCUGACCACUUGGGCUGUUUUCACGGUGGGUCCCGUCACCGCCAGUGACAUGUUAGUUCGUUUCGGGGGCCAGGUGUUCGCUCUAGGUAUUUCCAAAGCGCUGCUCAGGGUCAAGGAUGAGAAGCCCUGGACAGUGCUGGAGGCAUCCGCAAUUGAUGGAUUUCGAAGUUUGACGACUGAACACAUGUCAAAGCUGUGUCGGCAUCUCGGUAUUAGGAAUGACAGCGGCUCCAUGCCAACCACCGAGGCGGAGUUGGCGAAGCUUCUGGUGAGGCGCGUGCUGCACUGGCUUGAUGACAGCGAAGUAGAGGAUAUCCUCAGCCAGAGGAAGAAAACAUAA
Molecule: messenger RNA, 3828 nt
Organism: Prorocentrum cordatum
Lineage: Eukaryota; Dinophyceae; Prorocentrales; Prorocentraceae
Source: the annotation of a GenBank genome assembly